This is a messenger RNA of Acanthochromis polyacanthus (spiny chromis), 872 nucleotides long. RefSeq names its product otoraplin. NCBI's taxonomy places the organism in Eukaryota, Metazoa, Chordata, Actinopteri, Pomacentridae. The transcript has 4 exons. Gene Ontology annotation, molecular function: protein binding. Gene Ontology annotation, biological process: cartilage condensation. The coding region runs from base 118 to 507 and encodes 129 amino acids. The record is from RefSeq and is a predicted model, not a curated record.
UCAGUCCUGGCUGAGAGAAGUGUUUUGGGAUUUUUAUAGCCUUAAGUUCCUUCAAACAUCCCCAUUCACAUCUGCACGCGUACACGACACUCUCUUGGUUCUGCUCUUCUGAUCAACAUGAGUUAUCCACUGGUGAUUCUGCUCUGUGUGGGACUUCUGCAUCAGACUGCGAGAGCUGUCGUCAUGGACAAACUAGCAGACAACAAGAUUUGUGGCGAUGCAGAAUGCUCAUAUGUUCUGUCCAUGGCCACAGCCCUGGAUGACUUCAUUGCCCCUGACUGCAGAUUCAUCAACAUCAGGAAGGGUCAGAUGGUUUAUGUGUAUUCUAAACUCGUACCAGCAGAGGGCACUGGAGUCUUCUGGUCUGGAAGUGUUUACAGUGAGCGGUAUGUGGACCAGAUGGGCAUCAUUGGAUACUUUCCUGCAACUGUGGUGAAGGAGACACAGAAGUUUGCAGUAGAAACAGUCAAGAUGCAAACAACUGACAUGGACUUCUACUGUGACUAAGGCAUGGCAGACUGACAACUUCCUUUCAAGCUUUUCUUUUCGUAGCUCUGACUUUAACAGGAGAGUUAUUCGGUUGAGUCCCUGUGUCAGACUGUGUCAUUAUAUCCUGUUGUGUCUGGACACUCAAGCGCUCUGUGUUGCUUAAGAUAUUUUGCUCAAUAAACCUUUUUAAUUCCCCACAUUCAAAAUGGUGAUGAUAUGAAAGAUAAGAAUCAAUUUUCCAGUUUGCUAAUUUGAUUUUCAAAAGACUUGUAAUUUUAUUGUGCAUUUCUGCUGACACAUCUAGUAACUUCCGUGCAAUUGCUACAGCUGUGAUGACCAUUACCUGCCGCAAACAUAUGAUCAGAUUCAAUUUGUUCCCCUGA